AUGAUGCUUAACAUAAGUAACAUUACACAUUCAAUUCUCAUGGAAGAAAUUGACAAUUUUAAUAGUAAUAAUAAUAAUAAUAAUAGUUUAUGUUUGAAUGAUUUAUCAUGUCACAAUGAUGAUAUUAUUAUAAAUGGAUCUCUACGUUAUGCCGUAUAUGAUACAGCUUUAUUCGACGUACUAAAAGUUGAUCCUGAAGACUUUGCUUCACAAAUUACAUUAAUGGACCUUCCAGUAUUCAAAUCAAUAAAUCCAGAUGAAUUAAUCAGCUGUAGUUGGAGUUCAAAAUCUAAACUAGAAAAAGCUUUUCAUAUAGUUCAAUUUACUCGUCGAUUUAAUCAAGUUAAUUUUUGGGUACAAGGCGAAUUAUUACGUGCUGAUAUAAUUAAAAAUCGUAUUGAAAUUCUAUCACAUUUUAUUCGAGUUGCUAAAAAACUUUUCGAUUUCAAUAAUAUUAAUGCAUGUAUGGCUGUUGUUAUGGCUUUACAAAGUGCACCUAUUUAUCGAUUAGAAAAAACCUGGAUGGGACUCAGUAAAAGAGAUCGUACAACAUUUUCAAAUCUAAAAGAAUUGGUAUCAUCUAAUGAAAAUUGGAAACGAUUGAGACAUCAUUUAACUAAUACAAAAUUACCAUGUAUACCCUAUCUUGGUAUUUAUUUAACUGAUAUCAUUCGUAUUGAUACUCUUCAUCCACAUCGAGGUGGACUUGAAACGAAUCAACGUAAAAACGCUAUGAAUAAUAUUUGUCGUGUUAUAUCAGAAUUUCAACAAUCAACUUAUGAAUUUCUUAAACCAAUUGAAUGCGUACAAAAUUAUCUUGCGUCUGUACGAUAUAUGGAAGAAUUACAAACAUUUGUUGAAGAUCAAAAUUUUAAACAAUCAUUAAUAAUUGAAUCUGACGAUCAGCACGAUUCAUGUUGUGAAAAACAAGCGAGAAAUUUAGAAAAGUCGUCUUCAUUCAAAGUUUUACACGUCGAUACGCCGUCAAUUUGUUCACACCGACGAACAUUAAGUGAUUAUAAUCAUUCGAAUUAUUUUUUAUCUUCUAAUAAAUCUGCCACAUUACCUUGUCGAACAAAUGGAAAUAAAAGUCUAUUAGAUGACAGUGUACUUGGAGAUCCUGUCAGCGAAGAAGCUUCAUCUAGUAAUGAAUCAUGUGAAGAAGUUAUUCUUAAAGCAAAAGAAUAUAUUAAAACAAAUAAUAAAAAUCAUCAUAUCAUUCAAGGAAUAUCUUUAUCAUUAUCAUCAUUAUCAAUGAAAGUACCAUUAAAUCCAUAUAAUGAUUCAUUAAUACCAGCAAAUUAUAAUUUUGAAGGUUUAGUAGAACGUAGAUGUCUUUUGAAAAAUUUCAAAGAACCAAAUAUAUCAAAAUGGAAAAAAUAUUGGGUUGCCAUUUGUGAACAUUUACUUUUUUUUCAUAAACAAAGAUCGUUUUUAAUAACGUUACCUAUGCGUUUAAGUCGACAAACAUCGUUGAAAAAGAAUGAUAAUAUAUCAAUUGCACAGUCGAAAUUAUCAAAUAUGAAUAUAACAUUAACAGAAACAGAUCGUUUAUAUUAUCGACAGAAUCCGUCAAAAUGUCAAUCGAUUACAGAUUGGCUUAUUGUACUUAGUCAAACAAAAAAUCGAAAUGAAAUUCAAUUGAGCGAUUUGACUAGAGGAUCCAUGUAUAAAUUCAAAUUUGAGAAUGCAGCUAUUGCAAAUAUUUGGUUUCAACGUUUAAAAGAAGCAACACUAUUUAAACAAACAAAUGGUCAAUUAUCAGAAAAUUUAAUUGCAUUAGAUUAA
Molecule: messenger RNA, 1788 nt
Organism: Rotaria socialis
Lineage: Eukaryota; Metazoa; Rotifera; Eurotatoria; Philodinida; Philodinidae
Source: the annotation of a GenBank genome assembly